This is a messenger RNA of Drosophila ficusphila, 7323 nucleotides long. Its product is annotated as putative neural-cadherin 2. Gene Ontology annotation, molecular function: cadherin binding; calcium ion binding. Gene Ontology annotation, cellular component: plasma membrane; catenin complex. Gene Ontology annotation, biological process: homophilic cell-cell adhesion. The record is from RefSeq and is a predicted model, not a curated record. Lineage: Eukaryota; Metazoa; Arthropoda; Insecta; Diptera; Drosophilidae.
UGUGCGCGUUCUUCGGCAUCCGAGUGCCCGGCAAUGUGUGUGUGUUUUCCGAGUGGCUGAGUUGUGAAAAGCAUGAAAAAUUACACCCAAAUGUAAAGUUGGUCUGAGAGGCGAAAAUCCAGAGGUCCUUUUUCGGGGCCACACAACUGAAAUUAUUCGAGGAGAUAAAUUAUUUUAAUGUGAUAUGAUAGCGGAGAAUUUAUACGCGACGCGCUGAUAACACACAAUUUUCCAUGGCAAUCAUUUUUAGUCGAAAUAAAUAAUUCAAGCUCAGCGCUGAGUGGAAAAGAUAGUUUGAGUUGCACGCGAAAUUUUAAUGCCAACUACUAUGAAAAACGCGCUGCGUUUUGAUUUAUGUGAACGCCAUAAAAGUGCACAGCGUAAAUUGCAAAAAUACCUCAAAGGCAGCGGCAAAAACAACGACCACCACAGCAACUCAUUAAAACUAGUGCAAAUCAACAAAGGCGAGAGCAAACCGGAAAGCAGCUGGAGAAUCACAAGGUUUCGGAGCAGCUACAGCUACAGCUAAACUUAUCAUUUUUAUCACUCGCAGUGGGAAAUCGCGGAAAGGUGUCGCGGCGGAACACCUGAAGAAAAAGCGGCUCAAUUAAUUGCUCAACGCUCUGCGGCUUUCAGCAGUUUGUUCCCAUUACAGCCGCUGAAAUAGCUUCGACUGCCUUUGAAACUCCGCCUGCGUAGUUAUGGUCGAUCCAUUAAAAAUCUUUUGGGUUUUGACGAAUAGCACCUAUUUGGUUACAAAAUUUGUACGCAUUGGUAUUGCCGACAAAAACGAUUCACCGCCAUAUUUCGAUAGAUUUCUGUACGAGACUGAAAUCGAUGAAAAUGCCGAUUUGCAGAGCACAGUCCUCACUGUCAACGCCAAGGAUCACAAUGAGUCGACGAAUAUUCGAUACCAGAUCACAGGCGGUAACAUAGGUAAUGCCUUUGCCGUACAGAAUACCACUGGUGUCAUCUACGUGGCAAGUCCACUCGACUAUGAAACGCGGCCAAGGUACGAGCUGCGGCUGGAGGCGACGCGGAAUCGCAAAAACAACUACACCACCGUUGUGAUCAACGUUCGCGAUGUCAACGAUAAUCCACCUGUAUUCGAUCGUCAAACAUAUCGCACACAAAUCACUGAGGAAGACGAUCGCAAUCUGCCCAAACGCAUUCUGCAGGUCACAGCCACCGACGGCGAUGUAGAUAGACCAAUAAAUAUUGUAUAUUUCCUGACUGGCCAGGGCAUCGACCCCGAUAAUCCAGCGAAUAGUAAAUUUGAUAUAAAUCGCACGACCGGCGAUAUUUUUGUACUUAAGCCCCUGGAUCGUGAUCAGCCGAAUGGCAGGCCACAGUGGCGCUUCACAGUAUUCGCCCAGGACGAGGGCGGCGAGGGCCUGGUGGGCUACGCGGACAUCCAGGUCAAUCUGAAGGACAUCAACGACAAUGCGCCGCAGUUUCCGCAGGGCAUCUACUUCGGCAACGUCACCGAGAACGGAACCGCCGGCAGCUCCGUGAUGACCAUGUCCGCCGUCGACUACGACGAUCCCCACGAGAGCACCAACGCCAAGCUAAUCUACUCGAUUGAGAAGAACGUCAUCGAGGAGGAGACGGGGGCGCCCAUCUUCGAAAUCGAACCGGAGACGGGGCUCAUCAAGACGGCGGUCUGCUGUUUGGAUAGGGAGCGCACUCCGGACUACUCCAUCCAGGUGGUGGCCAUGGACGGCGGUGGUCUGAAGGGCACCGGCACCGCCUCGAUUCGAGUGAAGGACCUCAACGACAUGCCGCCGCAGUUCACCAAGGACGAGUGGUUCACGGAGGUGGACGAGACGAACGGCACCUACAUCCCGGAGACGCCCAUCCUCACGGUGACCGUUCAGGACGAGGACGAGACGAACACGUUCCAGUACAAAGUGGUGCCGAACAGUGGUUUCGGGGCGGACAAGUUCGCGAUGGUGCGGAAUGGCGACGGGACGGGCUCCCUGAAAAUCAUCCAGCCACUGGACUACGAGGAUCCCCUACAAAGUAGUGGCUUUCGGUUCCGCAUCCAGGUAAACGAUAAGGGUGAUGACGGACCCACUGCCGGCGAUAAAUACCACGUCGCCUACUCUUGGGUGGUCGUUAAACUGCGGGACAUCAACGACAAUGUGCCCAAGUUCGAUCGCGAGCAUAUCGAAGUUUCCAUCUACGAGGACACGAAAGUGGGCACCAUCCUCGAGCAGUUCCGGGCCACGGAUGCCGAUCAGGGAGGUCACUCGAAGGUCAUUUACAAGAUAGUUCGCUCCACGAAUCGGAGAAGGCAGUUCGCCAUCAGUGACAAGGGAGCUGUGAGCAUACAGAGACCCUUGGACAGGGAAACCCUGGAUAGGCAUCACAUUCAGAUCUUGGCCAUCGACGAUGGCAACCCAGCUCGAACUGCCACUGCAACUCUAACCGUGAUAGUCAAGGAUGUCAACGAUAAUGCGCCGACUUUUGCCCAGGAAUACAAGCCCACCUUGCCCGAGAAUGUGUCGGGUAAAAAAAUCCUGGAGGUGGCAGCCAAGGAUGCCGAUGAUCGACAGAGAGGCAAUGGAGGACCCUUCACUUUUCGACUGGAUCCUUUGGCAAGCGAUGAAAUACGAGCGGGCUUCAAAGUGGAAUACGAUCGCAGAGGUGACAAUGGAAAUGGCGUGGCCAUCAUCUCAUCCCUUCGUCCCUUCGAUCGAGAGGUGCAAAAGUCCUAUGCCAUCCCCAUCGAGAUCAAGGAUAAUGGAGCUCCUGCGAUGACUGGAACCAGUACUUUAACCGUUACUAUCGGAGAUGUGAACGAUAAUAAAAUGCUGCCGGGAAGCAAGUCGGUUCUGGUUUACAACUACCAAGGACAAUCGCAGGAUACGCAGAUAGGAAGGGUGUACGUGAAUGAUCCCGAUGACUGGGAUGUUCCGGAUAAGAAGUACUACUGGGAGGUUCAGGAACACCAGAGAUUCAAACUGGACACGGAUACGGGAAUCCUGACAAUGAGAGCGGGAACCAGAAGGGGUCGCUACCAACUGAGAUUCAAGGUCUACGAUCGGGAACAUGGACAGGAAGACAUUCCGGCCAACCUCAGUGUUACAGUGCGCGACAUUACUGCAGAGGCGGUUCAGCAAGCUGGCUCCAUGCGAUUGGCUCACAUAACCGAUGAAGAUUUCGUGAGAACUUGGAACCCGGUUAAGAACCAAGUUGAGCCCUCCAAACUCGAGAGAUUCCGCAACAAACUCGCUGAAUUAUUGUACACCGAUCGUGAUAAUGUGGAUGUGUUCAGUGUUCAGCUGAAGGAGGGAAGUCCUUAUCCCUUGACAGAUGUCCACUUUGCAGCCAGAUCUGCCACUCAGCAGCCAUAUUUCAAGGCAGUUCGCUUGAAUGGCGUGGUGCAAAUGCAUCGCGAGGAGAUUGAAAAGGAUGUGGGUUUGAAUAUCACCAUGGUCAACAUAAACGAGUGCUUGCACGAGGGCAAGGGAAAGUGUGGCUCCAAUUCGUGUACUUCUAAGGUGGAAUUGGGCAAGAAACCUUACACGGUUAGUGUGAAUCGCACAGCUUUGGUGGGAGUUCGUCUGGAGAUCAGUGCCCAGUGUGUUUGUAGGGCCAGGAACUUCACGAACCAGGAUUACAAUUGCAGGAAUCAUCUCUGCUACAAUGGAGGUCGCUGUGUGGAGACCCGAAAUGGUCCAAAAUGUGUGGCAUGUCCGGUGGGCUACAAUGGUCCACGAUGUCAGCAGUCCACGCGAAGUUUUCGUGGCAACGGUUGGGCUUGGUAUCCUCCUCUCCAACUCUGCCAGGAAUCCCAUCUCAGCCUGGAGUUCAUCACCCGGGCAGCCGAUGGAUUGAUACUCUACAACGGACCCAUUGUGCCGCCAAAACCCGAGGAGGUUGUGAUCAGCGACUUCAUUGCCAUCGAAUUGGAGCAGGGAUAUCCACGGAUGCUCAUUGAUUUCGGAUCGGGAACUUUAGAACUCCGGGUGAAGACCAAGAAAACUCUGGAUGAUGGCGUUUGGCAUCGAUUGGACAUAUUUUGGGACUCGGAGAACGUACGUAUGGUUGUGGACUUUUGCCGGACAGCUUUGGUCUCCGAAAUGGAGGAUGGCACUCCGCCGGAGUUCGAUGAUAAUGCCUGCCAGGCCAGAGGACAAAUUCCACCGUUUUCCGAGUCCCUCAAUCUGAAUCAACCACUUCAACUAGGAGGACUUUAUCGACAGCAUUUCGAUCAAACUCUCUACAAUUGGCAGUACGCCUUCAGCUCGAAGGGUUUCGAUGGUUGCAUACGCAAUGUUAUCCACAAUUCGGAGCACUACGACUUGGCUUUUCCCGCUUUGGCUAGGAAUAGUUUUCCCGCCUGUCCGCAAACCGACGAGGUUUGCCUGAAAACCGAGCACACAGCUCGUUGUUGGGAGCAUGGCAACUGUGUGGCCAGCUUGGUUCAGGCCAAGUGCCAUUGUCAACCAGGUUGGAUGGGUCCCGGGUGCAAUGUGCCCACCAUACCCACAACCUUUAAGGCCCAGAGCUAUGUGAAGUUUGCGUUGAGCUUCGAACCCGACCGAUUUUCCACACAACUGCAGUUGAGAUUUCGAACGCGGGAGCAGGGAGGCGAACUCUUCCGGGUUAGCGAUCAGCACCACCGGGAGUAUGCCAUCCUGGAGCUCCGCAGGGGGCACCUCCAGUUCCGCUACAACCUCAACUCGCUGAGGAACGAGGAACAGCUCCUGACUUUAACCGCAAUCGCAGUGAACGACGGCCAGUGGCAUGUGAUUCGCAUCAGUCGCUAUGGAUCGGCGGCUUUAAUGGAACUGGAUGGCGGGGAGUCGAGGCGAUACAACGAGUCCUUCCAGUACACAGGACACCAGUGGCUGAGCAUCGACAAGCAGGAGGGCGUCUAUGCGGGCGGCAAGGCCGAGUAUACGGGCAUCAAGACCUUUGAGGUCCAGUCCGACUUCCAAAGGAGCUGCUUGGACGACAUCAGGCUGGAUGGGAAGCACUUGCCCUUGCCGCCGGCCAUGAAUGGCACCCAGUGGGGCCAGGCGACCAUGGCCAGGAACCUCGAACGCAACUGCCCGUCGAAUAGGCCCUGCUCGAAUGUCAUCUGCCCAGAUCCCUUUGACUGCGUCGACUUGUGGAACGAAUACGAGUGCACUUGCAGCGAGGGUCGCAUCAUGUCCUCGGACACGAAGGGCUGUGUUGAUAGGAACGAGUGUUUGGACCUGCCCUGUUUGAACGGGGCCACCUGCAUCAAUUUGGAGCCGAGGCUGCGAUACCGCUGCAUUUGCCCGGAGGGAUAUUGGGGCGAAAACUGCGAGUUGGUCCAAGAGGGCCAACGCCUGAAGCUCAGCAUGGGCGCCCUGGGGGCCAUAUUCGUUUGCCUUAUUAUCAUACUGAUUCUCGCCCUGAUCUUCGUGAUAUAUAGCCGCAAACGCAAGACGACCAAGAAAAAGAAGCGCUCGGGACCCGAAAAGGAUGUCCGGGAGACGGUAAUCAGCUACGAGGACGAGGGCGGCGGCGAGGACGACAUGACGGCCUUCGACAUUACGCCACUGCAAAUACCAAUCAGCGCCCAGGGAGGACCGCCGGACAUCGCCGCCUGCAAGAUGCCCAUAAUCUACCCCGUGAUGACGCUGCUGCCACCUGGCCAGGAGCUGAACGUGGCCUAUCUGAUGGAGGAGCGAAAGCAGCGCAUCGACAAGGACAACAACGCACCGCCCUUCGACGACCUGCGCAACUUCACCUUCGAGGGCAGCGGCAGCAUUGCCGAGUCGCUGAGUUCGCUGGCAUCCGGCACUGAUGACGAGAAUCAAGACUUUAACUAUCUACAGAACUGGGGUCCACGUUUCAAUGCCCUGGCCGCCAUGUACGUGCACGAUAAGGCGAAAGCCAAAAACGCUCCUUCGGAAGGGGGCGGGGGACCCGCGGAGGGGGCGGGGCCAUCAACGUCGCCGUUGAGCGGAGGAGCUGGCGAUGUCCUGGCGGUGGUCGCAACGGGAAGUGGAGCAGGUCCUGGCGGCGGUGGCAACGCCAGUGGGUUAAUGCCCCUGCACGACGUCGACAAAGUUGUAUUAUAAAAAUAAAUAGUUAAGUUGUAGUUAAAAACGAUGUUUCAGCUGCAAGCGGAAUGGAGGGAAGCCCUCCAAUCGAAACAGGUGUUUUGUGUAUUCGUGUGUCUGGUUUAGGGUUAAUUGUAUGUACAUGUGGCUCAUUUAAGACUAACGUAAGUUUUUAGGUGUUUCCCCACUUAUAAGAUACUGAGGGGCUAAAAUAGAAAAUGAGUUAUAACCAGUAAGAGGAAACUUCUUUCGUUACUUGCUAAACUGUCAAUAAAAGAAUACUUUUUAAAAUUUUGUUGGUGGAAAAAGAAUAUUAAAAUUGGUUUAAAAUGGUUACAAAUGCUUUAAGACAAUUUACUUAAUCUCCUGUUGUUAUGUUGUUUAAAUAUCAAAGGUUAAUUUAAAUCAAAAUUAAAAAAAAAUACACUAAUUGGGAUAUAUUUUAUCUUUCAAAGAUACCAUUUUCUUUCUGUGUCUUCCUUUCAAGACUCGUCUCUUCAAUGAUAUUCAACUGAACCAACUGAUAAGUCGAUGAAUAGUUAUAUAACUAAAUUAAACGAGUAUUUAAGCAUACUACAAUGAAAAAGAGUUUAUAAAACUUGCUACACAAUAGUUGAAGACCCUGUAUAAAUACGGCGUUAACUCUCUAGCACGUAAGUUGAACGAAACUAAACCGAAAUUUCGCCUAUCCUCCCAGAAAACGUUGAGCGUUGCAACUUUUGUGUGCCACCGACAGGGGAACGUGUCCGAUUGCCACCGACCAGGUGGCACCUCAAAGCCCUGGAAACCAACGUCGAAAGCUGCCACCGAACCCACGCAGCCACAAAAGUUUGCAGAGCAGAGUAGAAAUUUAAUAAGAGUAAAAAAUCAUAACUAACUUUGGUGAAAAUUAAAGGCAAGGGGGGAAUCUCUACUGUAACAUAAUUUUGUACAUAUUAAAUUCUGUAACUCUACAAUUAAACUAAACGAAAAAAUAAAGAAAACAACUAAUAGACUAAUUAACUACAUUUAAACCUACAUUUAAUUAACGACAAACAGAAGCCGAAACAAAAUACGAGUGUUGAUCAAACCAAUUUCAUAUUUCUGCAUUUACUAGCAACUACACAACAAGUACAGAAAAUGAAAGUAUUAAUAAUAAUAUUGUAAUAUGUAUUAAAUUAUGAGUCAUACACGAAAAACGGUUAAUUAAAUUUACGUUAGUUAAUGGACAAUUUGUUAGUAGCUAGCAUCUAAGCAUAAUUUUUUAAAAAUCAAUAAAGCCCCAAAAAAAUAUACA